Messenger RNA from Spirodela intermedia, 3716 nucleotides. The record is from the annotation of a GenBank genome assembly. Lineage: Eukaryota; Viridiplantae; Streptophyta; Magnoliopsida; Alismatales; Araceae.
AUGUCGAUUAGAACCGGCGGGGCGGGGAUCCCCUUCUCCUUCCUCUGGCCCCGCUGCAGGGUCCGCCGCCUCCCGGGGCUGCUUCCGAUUGUCGCUGCUGGGACGGCCCGUGGCUGCGCUGGCGUGAUGGAGGAUCGGCGUAUCGAGGAGCACCACGUUCACUACAACCACACGGAUCCCUGCAGCCAUCUCCGGUGGACGGCGAGGUACCCGUUCUGUUGGUCUUCUUCUCGCACUGGUCCUGGAUCUGCUACUCAAUGGCAACGUGGUGACGAUGUUUAUGCCCGCUGGUAGGGAGUGCUAUGAGUUCAUGUACGAGCGCCCAUGGCAGAGGGUUUCGAACUUUUUCGCCGACGUCGUUUGCGGAAAGUCGUCGCUGCGUAGCUUGUUCCCUGGUGUCCCCGUCGCCUCUGCCGCAGUGGUGUUAAAUAGCGAUGACGGAAUUUCUGGUGUUGGCGUUUCUGAGACCGCUGAUGGAAGCGUCGGUGAUACGGACACUGUGUCUGCAGAUUUUGCCUCUAGAAAGGAGAGAACGGGCAGGUGGGUGAGGUCGACGUUCAAGAUCGACCUCGGGUACCAUGGCGGUUCCUUCGAGGGGUGGCAGAAGCAGCCCGAUCUCAACACUGUCCAAGGGUGAUUAUUGGGGGAGAUAAUACUUUGAGAUUGAGGGAUCCCCUCUCCCACAUUCCCUAUUUAUCUUUUAUGAAACUUCGGUAAAAAUUUCUGCUAUUUCAGAGUGGUGGAGAUGGCUCUAGGAGAGUUUGUCGACGAGAAGAAGGCUCAGCAGCUGAAGGACAGGUCAUUGCCGGUGGAAGGCUGUGCUAGUGUUGCAGGGCGCACUGACAAGGGAGUGUCUGCUCUGCAUCAAGUCUGUUCAUUCUGUAAGUUGGAUGAAAACCUAGUAGUAAUUGUUGGUGUUACUGUUAUGGCUGUGGGUUCUAGCUAUUGGAGUAGAUUCGGUAGAAGGAAUUCCUUCUUCCCUUGUUUGAUGCUGGCUGCUGUGUACUUAGGUCAGACUGAGUUAUUUGAUUCUUGGCCUGAAGAAGAGGGCUGUAGAUGGUUUGCAUCAUCUUGAAAGUUCAUCAACGAGUUUAGAUAUAAAGGAUGAAGGAUUGAGCAUGCCUGCAUUGCUUUGCUUGCCAUUAUCAUCUGGGCUCCUAUUCUGUGGGAAAAAUCCUUGCAAUUUUGGAUUAUAUCCGUUUUUACUCUUUUUCUAUCAGCGUUCUUCCCGUAUUCUUUGACAUCACUCUCGAGGUCCUAUAUUCACUCUAUUUUAGUUUUUUUUAUAUAAUUAGAAACGGUGUUCAUCCGCUAAACGUUCUGCCGAAACAUGGCGAUGUGUAUUUGUUAUUUAGGCACAUUUCCAUUUCAGAAUUAUAUUUGAUUAAGAUCGGGCUUUCACAGUUGCCUAUCGUGACCCAUAGAUACUUGGAAUAAGUCAGUCAAAGCUUGCGAUAUCAAGGAUGCAAUCAAUCGUGCAGCUCCUGGAAAGCUAAGAGCUCUGUCUGUAGCUGAGGUUGGUUUCAUUUCGUUUAGCAAAUGCUUCAGUUAUUGAUUCCCUUUAGCAAUAGAAUUCAUGUGGCUCGUCUCGCUGACGCAAGAGGAAGAGGCAGCUAUCUAUGAUCGGUUUCACUGACCACAUUGAUAGAUAAAUAGAUGUAUGAGACAUGUACAUACAAGGAACAUAUAGGAGAAAGAAAUGUGCGAACUCACUCUCGUGUAUAGCUGUAGUCAAGGGGCAGAAUGGCUUUAGCUUAAAAUACUGUGGUGCCAUCAGCAUGCUGCAUGUCUAAUGGAGUAUUAUACUUGGUUAACGGUCAACUUAUUGACUUGUGUUCUCUCUCCUGUAUUGAUGCACAUAUUCUCCUGUAUUGGCAGGUGUCACGGGUUUUUCAUCCAAAUUUUUCUGCGAAAUGGAGGCGAUACUUCUACAUCUUCCCCCUAGAUGGUCGGUGCAAGCACCAACUUAACAACUGUGAAAGAAGUGAUUCUGCUUAUGCCGAUGAAAUGGCUGACAAUCGCACGAAACUGCUGACUGAGUUUGACCAUGGGAAUGACAGAUACUUGUCUGCGUCUCCCGAGGGUGAUCACGAAGCUCCCGUUGCCAAUGCAGUGAAGAAUGACAGCUUUAGUGUAAGCAGGGUGAACCAAAUUCUACUUCAGCUAGAAGGGAAAUCCUUGUCCUACAAGAUGUUUGCUCGUGAUACAAAAGCCUCCAGAAGCAUGUAAGUCAUGUGCUAUCCGAUAAAUAUGCAAAAAAUAAGCUAUUUGGGGAACUCAACUGUUCUGUGUGUAAUUGGUUUGAUUCUUUGCUAAAAAAAUGUACUUAACGAUAAUGGUGUACAUAAGUUUUCUGUAAAGGUUACUAUUGCGAUACAUAUGCGCCAUCCUUGGAUGCAUAGAGUAUCCGUUGUGUGUGACCACUCUCUUGUUCUCCAAUGAAUCUGCAUACUAAUUAGAGACCAGAGACAAAUUUAUGAUAAACUCCGUCAUUACUCAAUCGCACCUAUGAUUCUUAUGUAACAAAAACAUCCCUGGUUUUAAUAAUUUUAUUAAACGUAGUGGACUGUGGAUGACUAGAGCUAUCAAUUCUGUGAAGAUAUCUUAUGCUGCUGUGCAAAGUUGGAGAGGGAACUUGUUGGAAUCGGAUGUAUGAGCUCGAGCUAUGCUUCUGUCUCUUGUGUAUUAAAUCGGAUUAGAAUUAGCUAAUGCAGGAGCAUUGGGUUAGAAGUUUGUCCCCCAACCAUGGUGCUGUGUCCACAGGCAUCUAUUUCGAGGUACCCUCCAUGUCUGACUUAUAUCCAGGAUCAACGUUUUUGUCGAGUAUUAUUUUUCUUACUCGAAUGGGUUCUAGCUGGAAUAUUUUCUGAAAACAUAUCAGUUUGAGCUAAAUAUAGGUGUUCAUGCCUUGAAUUUUUUUUAUUGUAUUAAAUAUUAUUAGCCUUCAGCUCGUGAAUAGAAAUGUUGGACACCCAUUACCCACCCCACUAUUUUUCUAGCAAUCCUAGCUUAAUUUAAUAUAAUCUGUUUAUAUCGUAUUAUUUUAAAAACUAAACAAAUGCUCAGUUUGUACUGAAAACUCAUCUUUAAUCCUUUCUUAGUGGUCCGCCGACAGAGUGCUAUGUUUUCCAUGCUCGAGCUGCGGAGGCCAGGUUACCUUGCGACGACCAGGUGAGUCCUUUUCAUAUUCCAUUUAUGAAAUAUCUUGUCACAACCUUGACACUCUCGAUUUAGACAUCCUUCUAGUGGAAUAUAUGCUCUCUGAUUGUACAUCCCUGGGCUCCCUGCGUGGAUUUAAUGAUGAUUGAUUUCGUUAUCAGGAUGGGGAAGGACUGAGAGUGAUGUGCGUAGAACUAGUCGCCAAUCGCUUCCUACGCCGGGUAAUGAGGAUUAAUUGAAGAACGAUGACCUCCCUGAACUCCAUUACUCAAUUUAUUUUUUUUUCUUCUAGUUUCACUUCGUUCUUCUCCAAAGAAUCAGGUAGAGAGAAUGAAACUGCUCAAGACGAGGUCUGAUUUCUGGCCUUGCAGAUGGUUCGGGUGCUGGUCGCAACAUCCAUUAGAGAAGCGGCUGCUGGCAACGGCGACGAUGCUCUGUUGAAGCUGAUGGACGCUACCUGCAGGCGCGCAACUGCACCUCCGGCGCCACCCGAGGGGCUCUGUCUUGCCGACGUCGGCUACGAGGAGUUCAGCAGGGAGCGUUGUCUGAUAUCCUAA